Molecule: messenger RNA, 1291 nt
Organism: Salvia splendens (bonfire salvia)
Lineage: Eukaryota; Viridiplantae; Streptophyta; Magnoliopsida; Lamiales; Lamiaceae
Product: transcription factor MYB17
Exons: 4
Coding region: 354-1211 (285 amino acids)
Source: RefSeq, a predicted model, not a curated record
UGGCAUGCUCUCUCUACACACACACACACACUGCAAAAACAGUAGCAACUGUUGCCACAAAUCUUCAAACUUCAAUUUCCACUUUUCUUCUUUCCACUUAUUUUACUAUAUAUACCAAACAUUAAACGCCAAAAGUCUAAUAGUAUCAUUUCAUUUAACUUUUUCCCUGUUAUAGUAUAGUAGCACACCUAAAUCAUUAUUGUAUCUCCAUUUAUUGUUGUGGGCAUUAAAAGAUUAAAUAUAAAUAAGUGUGAUCAUACAUACACCAUCUCAGUUCUUUCUCCUUUUUUUUUUUGAGAGAGAGAGACACUUGUGUGCAUUUGGUUGUGUUUAGAGUGUGUGGUUUGGUGGUGAUGGGGAGAGCACCCUGCUGUGAGAAGAAGGGGCUGAAGAAGGGGCCUUGGACUCCUGAGGAAGAUGACAAGUUGGUGGAGUACAUUGACAAGCAUGGCCAUGGCAGCUGGAGAUUCCUCCCCAAGCUUGCAGGUCUUCUCCGCUGCGGGAAGAGCUGUCGACUGCGCUGGACGAACUACCUUCGUCCAGACAUAAAACGGGGGCCCUUCACCCCCGAGGACGAGAAGCUCGUCAUCCAGCUCCACGCCAUUCUCGGCAACAGAUGGGCAGCCAUUGCCUCCCAGCUCCCGGGCAGGACAGACAACGAGAUCAAGAACCUAUGGAACACGCACCUCAAGAAGCGGCUGAUGCUGAUGGGCAUCGACCCUCAGACCCAUGAGCCCUCCCCGUCCUUGGACGGGGGAGGCUUGCCUUCCACGCAGUGGGAGGGGACCAGGGUUGAAGCCGAGGCCCGUCUCUCCAGAGAGUCACAUGGGGGAGGUGACCACUUCCUCCGCCUCUGGAACUCCGAGGUUGGGGAGACCUUCAGGAAGUUCAAGAUCAAGAACCAAUCCUCGAGCCCAUCCUCCUCUGCUUCGAACAAGUGCUGCUCGAUAUCAGGCACGACCACUGAAGUCGAGCUCAAGGUUGCACGCCCGUUGGUGGAGGAUCCAAGCAGUAAACACAGCGGUUCGAGGGAUUCCAAGAGGAUCAAAUCUGAUGUAGAAGACUCCUCAGAGUCUACACUGCAGCUGCUGCUGGAUUUUCCAAGCAGCAAUGAUAUGAGCUUCUUGGAAGAUGCUGAUUGCUACAACUUGUAUCCAGAUUUUAAUACUGAUAGUUUGUUCCAUUCCUCCCCCCAACAUGGUUUUGUCUAGUUACAAAAUUGGAAGCUCUGUUUUUGUGUGUUUUUGAGCUGCAAACUUUGGUAGCUUUGCAAUGGAAGAAGUUGCACAAA